AUGACUCAAUUCACAAAUCCUGGUGUGGGAACUUUUACAGCAUGGGACUAUGUCGUUUUUGCAUCGCUGUUUAUAAUUUCUUCUGCAAUAGGAGUCUUUUUUGCCAUUAAAGAAAGGAAGAAUGCUACCUCCCGUGAGUUUCUGGUUGGAGGGAAGCAGAUGGUCUGUGCUCCAGUCGCUUUGUCGCUCACUGCCAGUUUCAUGUCUGCAGUGACUGUGUUGGGAGGUCCCUCGGAGGUUUAUCGGUAUGGGGCUUCUUUCAUCCUCUUCUGCAUCGCUUUCACGUUUGUUGUCAUCUUCACAGCAGAACUCUUCGUCCCUGUUUUCUACAGAUCAGGAAUUGCCAGCACAUAUGAGUACUUGGAAUUGAGGUUCAAUAGGGUGAUUCGGGUUGCUGCUACCAUUAUAUAUAUCCUGCAAACUAUUCUUUACACAGGUGUUGUGGUUUAUGCCCCAGCUCUGGCACUGAAUCAAGUGACUGGUUUUAAUCUUUGGGGCUCAGUGUUUGCUACAGGGAUUGUUUGCACCUUCUACUGCACCCUGGGUGGCUUGAAGGCGGUGGUGUGGACAGAUGUCUUCCAGAUGGUUGUGAUGGUACUGGGAUUUUUAACAGUUCUUAUCCAAGGAACCAUCAAGUUAGGAGGAAGCAGCAACAUGUGGAAGAUAGCUAAGAAUGGCCAAAGACUCAAUCAUGCUAAAUUGGCACUGUACCUGAAUUUGCUCGGACUGUGGGUCAUCAUUGUCUGUGCAGUGUUCUCUGGACUAGUGAUGUACAGCUAUUAUGUAAACUGUGAUCCAUGGACUGCAGGAUUCAUUUCAGCUUCAGACCAGCUGAUGCCCUAUUUUGUUAUGGAAAUAUUGGGACACUUACCAGGACUUCCUGGGCUUUUUGUAGCCUGUGCAUUUAGUGGCACACUUAGCACAGUAGCUGCCAGUAUUAAUGCACUGGCAACUGUAACCUAUGAAGACUUUGUGAAACAGUGCUUCCCCAAUGUGUCGGAAAAGACAAGCACCUGGAUUAGUAAGGGCUUGUGUAUAGUGUUUGGUGUAGUAUGUACUUCAAUGGCAAUUGCAGCAUCAUUGAUGGGAGGCAUCAUACAGGCAGCUCUCAGUAUUCAUGGGAUGUGUGGGGGGCCAAUGCUUGGGUUAUUUACCUUGGGCAUUUUAUUUCCUUGUGCAAACUGGAUUGGUGCAAUUGGAGGCCUGGUCAUUGGAGUAACCUUAUCAUUCUGGCCUGCAAUUGGUGGCUUUAUGUAUCCUGCACCAUCAUCGAAGACACUACCUUUAUAUUUAAGUACUAAUGGUUGCUUACCACUGAACACAUCAGAUCUUUUUUCAACAUCAUUGCCAACCGUAAUCCCCACAGAGAUAUACAGAUCUCCACUGGCAGACAGGUGGUAUUCUAUAUCCUACCUCUACUACAGUCCUUUGGGUUUUCUAGGGUCAUCAGUAGCAGGUCUUCUGCUAAGCUUUCUAUCAGGACGCACACACAAUGGAAAUGUGAAGCCUUUGCUGAUCAGACCAGUCUGCAAUCUGUCAGAGGAGUUCAAAAGGGAGUGUUGCUUUGGUCAAGGAGAGAAGGAAACCAUAGAGGCUAACAUCGAAAAUAAAAUGUCAGAUAAUAGUUUGGCAGUGGACAUAAGCAAGGUGAUGAACAUUCCAUCGGCAUAUAUCCCAGAACAACACACUCAUUGUAAUUUUGGUUUGAUUAAAGAUACCUAUCUUUAGUUUCACAA
Molecule: messenger RNA, 1736 nt
Organism: Rhincodon typus (whale shark)
Lineage: Eukaryota; Metazoa; Chordata; Chondrichthyes; Orectolobiformes; Rhincodontidae
Gene: slc5a12
Product: solute carrier family 5 member 12
Exons: 15
Coding region: 1-1728 (575 amino acids)
Biological process (GO): transmembrane transport; sodium ion transport
Cellular component (GO): membrane
Molecular function (GO): symporter activity
Source: RefSeq, a predicted model, not a curated record